This is a messenger RNA of Suillus discolor, 374 nucleotides long. RefSeq lists its product as uncharacterized. The annotation marks the transcript as partial. NCBI's taxonomy places the organism in Eukaryota, Fungi, Basidiomycota, Agaricomycetes, Boletales, Suillaceae. The record is from RefSeq and is a predicted model, not a curated record. The transcript has 2 exons.
AUCUCCAUUACCAGCGCUUAGUGUAAUCAUACCAGGGUCUAUAUCGUACGAGCAGCCCCCAACAGCAUGGUAAUACACGUGUAGUAUGAACUGAACCCUCAACCUCUCUCUCAGCUGAACUCUAUCCAGUCCCCAUAUCCUUACCCCCGUCUUCCCUUCUCACAGAUUCCGUCCAUAACUCCAUCGCACCAUCAUGCCUGAUAGCUCAGAAAGCCGAUAUAUCAGGCUUGAAGUCAUCAACGGAAAGAAUAUUCGAGUUCCUUCCAAGCACAUGGCAUCCUAUGAGCUUAGUCGAAUGCUAGGCGGUGGUGAGGUUGUUGGAGGCCUUCAAAUGUCAUGGAAUGAGCUACUCGAUGAUGGAGAUGAGCCAUUUG